Linum trigynum is the source of this 4158-nucleotide messenger RNA. Lineage: Eukaryota; Viridiplantae; Streptophyta; Magnoliopsida; Malpighiales; Linaceae. The record is from the annotation of a GenBank genome assembly.
AUGUCCUGGAAUGUUGGAGGUGCUGGUAGCAGCGCCUUCAUUAGAGCUCUGAAGUUUAUGGUGACGAAUCAUAAGCCUAACAUUUUGAUUCUGUUGGAACCUCAGAUCAACGGGGAGGUGGCGGACAGAGUGUGCGGAAAGAUGGGGUUCCCCAAUAUCAUGAGGGUUGAAGCUGAAGGGCGAAAGGGCGGCAUAUGGCUAUGUUGGGACGCGAAUUCUGCUUCGAUGGAGCUAGUGUCAGCUUGUUUCCAACAUUUAACAGUGCGAGUCUCAACGUCGGGAGUUAUGCCUUGGCUCUUAACGGCGGUGUAUGCCAGCCCCAGACAGGAGUUUCAUCGCUUCCUUUGGCAGGCUAUCUUUAGGUCUGGAAAAGAGUGGGACCUACCGCGACUCCUCACCGGAGAUUUCAAUGCAAUUCGAAGUCCUUCGGAGCAAACAGGGCGGACCACUACUUCAACUUACCGUCGAUGCAAAAGGUUUAGCGAGAGAAUCGAGCAGGCUGGUCUCAUUGACCUCGGAUAUUCAGGGCCCUGUUUCACCUGGACUAGAGGAGAUCAGUCUACCACGUAUAAAGCCAGCCGAAUCGAUAGGAGCUUGUGCAAUACUACGUGGAACUCCGCCUUCCCCAACACUUUCGUCCAACAUCUCCCUCGGAUCCAUUCAGACCACCACCCGAUUCUUACCACGGUUAACAACCAGGGAGUUUCUACCUCUACCUCUCGACCUUUUCGCUUUGAGGGUGCCUGGCUAACUCAUGAUUCUUAUGCUAAUUUUUUGUCGAAUAGUUGGGACUCUCAAGCUCCGCUUCAAGAUGCUUUGAAGAAACUUGCUGGAAACUUGGUGGAGUGGAAUCAGACCACUUUUGGCAACAUUCUCCACAGGAAAAAGAGGCUUCUCGGCCGAAUCCAUGGCAUUCAAACUAGGGUGGCGAAUGGUUUCUCCCCCGGAUUAUACAAACUGCAGAAGAAGCUUGAGAAGGAGCUUGAUGAUGUGCUUGAACAGGAAGAGAUCCUCUGGUACCAGAGGUCUAGAGAGAACUGGGUGAAAUUCGGGGAGCGCAACACGGCUUACUUUCAUCAGCAGGCGAUCAUUCGGAGGAGGAGAAACAGAAUUGCAAGCCUGAAAGCCAGCAAUGGAGAGUGGAUUUCGGACCCUCAGGAGCUGGCAGCUCUGGUUUUUGACUUCUUUUCUCUUCUUUAUUUGCAGGAUGACCAGGACUAUACUGAUGGAAUGCCUAGUCAAGCCUUCCCCAGAUUAACUCAGGAAGAGAUGCUCCUGCUCCUGCGGCCUUUUACCGGUGCUGACAUCCAGAGGGCGGUUCAGGAUAUGAAGCCUUUUCAAGCACCUGGACCGGAUGGGUUUCAAGCUAUCUUUUUCCAGCGGUCCUGGCAGGUGGUGGGGAAAGCACUAAUUGAUUUGGCUAUGGAUUUCUUUUCCACAGGAGUGUUACCAGAGGAGGUGGUAGAAUCAACUGUGGUGCUUAUUCCCAAGGUGGAUCAUCCGGAGUUGGUUUCUCAGCUGCGCCCAAUAUCACUCAAUAAUGUGUGCCUGAAAGCCAUCACCAAAGCGAUCACGAACCGGCUCAAGCCUAUUAUGAGGAAAUUUGUGUCACCUCGGCAAAGCAGCUUUAUCCCGGGUCGCCAGACCACGGAUAACAUUAUUGUUUUGCAGGAAGUGCUCCACUCGCUUAGGAAGAGGAAGGGAAAGAAAGGAGGAAUGGUGCUGAAAAUCGACCUUGAGAAGGCGUAUGACCGGCUGAGAUGGGAGUUCCUCAGAGAUACCCUCAAGGAAGUUGGACUACCUAGCUCCUGGAUAAAUUGCAUUAUGUUUUGUGUGGAGCAUAAUAGGAUGAGGCUGCUGUGGAAUGGGGAGCUCUCUGCUCCAAUCAUCCCCUCCAGAGGGGUCCGUCAGGGGGAUCCUCUCUCACCUUACCUUUUUGUCUUAUGCAUGGAGCGACUGUCCCACAGGAUUGAUCAAGCCAUCCAGGACGGCCUCUGGAAGCCCCUGAGAUUGUCCAAAAAUGGUCCCUUGAUAUCUCACCUGUUCUUUGCAGAUGAUCUUAUUCUGUUUGCAGAGACAGGAGGUAAUCAGGUUCGGAUAAUCAAGCAAUGCUUGGACGAGUUCUGUCACAGCUCGGGACAGAGAGUCAACUACAACAAGUCUGCGAUCUUUGUUUCGGCCAAUAUUGACAGGCGGCGGGCUCGGAGGCUAGCCAGUAGAGCAGAGAUCCCCCUCACGGUUGAUAUCGGGCGCUAUCUAGGAGUGAUGGCUAUUCACGGGCGGGUGACCAAAUCCAGAUAUCAAGACCUGAUGUUAAGAAUACAGAGGAAACUAGCUCCAUGGAAGGCAAAGCACCUCUCACUAGCGGCCAGAAUCACUGUGGUGAAGUCUAUCUCUGCCUCGAUUCCGAUUUACCCUAUGCAAACAGAACUGCUUCCUAUGAAUGUUUGCAGGUCUCUAGAUCGAAUCAACAGAAGCUUCAUUUGGGGGGAUACGGAAGCUAGAAAGAAGUUGCAUUUAGUGGGAUGGCCUCAACUGUUGAAGCCCAAGGACAAGGGGGGUCUUGGUAUCCGGUCAACAAGGGAAGUGAAUCUGUCUAUGCUGGCAAAAGGAGGUUGGCGGAUUUUACAAGAGAAGGACAACCUUUGGGUGCAGAUGGUUAGAGCGAAGUAUGGAGGAAACCGGGAGCACCUUGAUCUCUUGAGGCCGGUUCAGGGAAGUUCCUUUACCUGGGCUAGUUUCACUAAAGCAGCCGAUUUACUUAAAAAAGGCUGUGCCUGGAACAUCCAUAGAGAGAACCAAACUAAAUUCUGGAUGGGCAUUUGGCUUUUGCAGGUUCCACUUCAUGAGCUGGCUACGGACACGAUUCCAGAGGAUGAUCGGAUGGCUGCCGUGGCGGAUUUCGUGGAUGAGGAAGGAAAUUGGCGCGUUGAGAAGUUCGAGAAUUUGCUUCCACAGGAGAUUCAGCAGCUAAUCACUGCCCAUGCGGUGGAUCCUCUCUCAUUGGAAAAUGACAGGCUGUUUUGGAGCCCAACUACAGAUGGAAGAUUCUCCACGCGGAGCGCUUAUCAACUACUCCAGCCCGGGAGUUCAGGUGAUCAUCAACGCACUUGGAAAGCAGUGUGGAGACUGCAGGUGCCAGAGAGAGUGCGAUGCUUCAUCUGGCUGGUGGCUCAGGAAAAGAUAAGCUCCAAUGAAUUCCGUACGCGUCGCCAUCUGGCCCAGGAUGGAGCUUGUUAUAGGUGUGAGAAUCAGUUGGAGAAUCUGGAUCAUAUUUUCAGACGAUGCCCUCCGGCGGCCUUCCUUUGGCAUCGCACGGUUCCCAGCGAAGAUCAGACUGAGUUCUUUAGCUGGGAAUGGGAAGAGUGGCUGGAACGAAACCUCACGAGUAAGAAGACGACGAGUUCGGGACUCUCUUGGGAUAGCUUUUUCAGCAUAGCUCUCUGGUGCCUGUGGAAGAACAAAAAUGAGGGGACUUUUGAAGGUUUGAGCACGACCUUAUCUGCCCCAUCUCUCAUGCAGUCGAUUAUGAUCAGGGCGGAGCUUUGGACUCAAGCUUGGAACGCGCCAUCACCACUAAUGGCGCGUGGUGUAAGUACUCCUAGUCGCACCAUGACAGAGAUUGGGUGGAAACCUCCACCAACAGGGUGGGUCAAGAUCAACGUUUAUGGAGCCGCGAGUGGAAGUCAGGGACCAGCAGAAGCGGGGGGCACGGUUCGAGACGCCAGCAGCGCUUGGCUCGGAGGUUUUGUUUCUAGCUUGGGAACUUGCUCGGCUGCUCUAGCAGAGCUUUGGGCUAUUUAUCAUGGUCUGAAACUGGGGUGGAACCUUGGUCACAGGACACUCAUUAUUGAAUCGGAUUCUCAGGUGGCCAUUCAGCUCGUGAACAACAGGUUGGACCCUCUACACCCCUAUGCAUCGAUCCUUUCGGCGAUUAGGAGGAAGAUUGCUCAAGAUUGGGUAGUGAGUCUUGUCCAUACAUAUCGAGAAGGGAAUAGAGUCGCGGACUGGCUCUCGAAGCACAGUCUCGUCUAUCCCUACGGUAUGUAUGUACUGGAUUCACCUCCACCAGAGCUCCUUCCUCUCCUUCAAGAUGACUCCAAUGGCGUUACUCUCCCAAGGAGUAUUGUGAACCCCCUCAACUCUGUAUCCGUCUGA